AUGGCCGAAACGCAAACCGGAAAGCGCGUGAAGUACCUUCAAAGCGACAAUGGGGGUGAAUACAAGUCCGACAAGCUGGCACGAUUCUGCGCGGAACGGGGAAUACAACAAAGGUUCACACCCCCAUAUACUCCUCAGCUAAACGGAGUAGCUGAGAGAAUGAAUCGCACGCUGGUCGAGUGUGCGCGUUGCAUGAUGGAACACGCUGGACUGGGAAAGAGCUACUGGGGUGAAGCAGUGAUGACGGCGAUGUUUCUUCGAAACCGCUGUCCAACACGUGCCAUUCACCAAGACAAGUCUCCAUAUCAAGUGUGGACGAUGAAGAAACCGAUUCUGGCCAACCUUAAAGUGUUUGGAUGCCACGCGUAUGUUCAAGUGCCUCAAGACAAACGUGUUGAAAAGACAGCGGCUGUGAAGAAGACACCUCGUCAAGCUGCGUCAAGUGUUGAAGCAAGUGGAAGACCAAGCUCCGCUAUACCGGUGGGUACCGGUAUGUACCAGUAA
Peronospora matthiolae is the source of this 504-nucleotide messenger RNA. NCBI's taxonomy places the organism in Eukaryota, Oomycota, Peronosporomycetes, Peronosporales, Peronosporaceae. The record is from the annotation of a GenBank genome assembly.